Molecule: messenger RNA, 1517 nt
Organism: Diprion similis
Lineage: Eukaryota; Metazoa; Arthropoda; Insecta; Hymenoptera; Diprionidae
Product: mitochondrial glycine transporter-like
Exons: 8
Coding region: 161-1039 (292 amino acids)
Biological process (GO): glycine import into mitochondrion
Cellular component (GO): mitochondrial inner membrane; mitochondrion
Molecular function (GO): glycine transmembrane transporter activity
Source: RefSeq, a predicted model, not a curated record
CAGGCUCAUACCACGGUAAUAUACAUCCCAGCCUACUAGCAUAUGACAAUAAAUAAUGGUUUAAAAUUUGUCUAUCAUUUGAAAGUCUGUAACAUGGAAGGAAUUCCUCAAGUGCAAACAUUCAUUUACUUAUUAGUAAUUGAAAGUAAUUCACUUUAAAAUGCAGAGUGAUUACAGCGAUUGCAAACAAGAUUUAAGACGAAAUGAUACGCAGUCAGUGUUGGAAUCAUUCAUUGCUGGAUCCUGUUCUGGGACAGUGUCCACUAUUUUAUUCCAACCUUUGGAUCUAAUCAAGACCAGACUUCAGAGUAAAGUAACACGGCCAGUAGGCACCCCUUCACCGGGAAUAUUGGAUAUUGCGAUCUACGUAAUACGUAAUGAGAACGUGUUUGGAUUAUGGAGGGGCAUUACACCAUCCCUAAUCCGAGUGGUACCUGGGGUUGGAUUAUACUUUGCUUCAUUAAACUGGUUGCAAAGUACUCUUCAUCUCAAAGAGCCGUUAACUUCCCUGGAAGCAAUUGCAUUGGGUAUUACCGCUCGUUCUAUGGCUGGCAGUAUGCUCAUUCCUGUUACAGUUGUCAAGACACGAUUCGAGAGUGGCAUUUACAAGUACAGUAGCAUGCGCUCGGCUCUAUAUGCUAUUUAUAAGUACGAAGGUAUCAAAGGUCUGGUGUGUGGUCUAGUGCCAACGUUAUUUCGCGACGCACCUUUCAGUGGGCUGUAUCUCAUGUUCUAUACUCACUGCAAAAAAGCAAUACCCCAAGAUUACAAAAACUCCAGUAGAACAACUUCAAUUCACUUUGCGUGUGGACUGUUUGCUGGAUUAUUGGCUUCGUGUGUAACUCAACCAGCAGAUGUAAUAAAGACCAGAAUGCAGAUUUAUCCUCAAGAAUUCAAAACACUGUACACUUCUCUUGUUUCUGUUUAUAACGAACACGGAAUCCUUGGAUACUUUAAGGGGAUCGUGCCUCGUAUGUUACGGAGAACAUUAAUGGCUGCAAUAACGUGGACGAUAUAUGAAGAAGUAACUAGCAAAUAGACAACGUUUUCGGUGGUGGUUAUUCGUUCCGGUAAUCAGAUGAAUAGAGAAAUCAUAGUGUUUUAAAAUACGUGUAUUGUAAUGUGGCUAUUUGGUCUGUGGAUUGGGUAGUUCAGUGGCCAGAGCAGUCGCCCAGAAAGCGAGAGGUUCCAAGUUCAAAGUCCUUGCUAGUCCAAACCGUGAAACAUUUUUGCCGAACCGACCGAAUUGCACGUCACAAUACAUGUCUGUGCAAAUGUACAUAUAAGGAAUAUACCCGAGAAGUUUGCUCAUCAUACACAUGUUUAUGUUUGUGUGAAAUGAACCAAGGAGGAUAUUUUUGAUUAUAACUGAGCGGUAUAAUUAAAUUAUAAAUUAUAAUUAGGCCUAAAACGUAUGAAUGAUGAAAAUGUAAGAAAUCAUAUUUUUAACCAUACUGUGAGUAUUUUUAUGCAGAAAAUUACGUAUAAGUAUAUUUAGAAAUAAUAUCUAAUGCGAG